CACUAACAAUCACCUAAGAGCUACUCGGCGCGGCGAACGCGCACGCGCAUCUCUGCGGAUCGAAUUUAAAUAAUCAAAUAUGUUGUUCUAACAGAGACUGUACCAAUAUAAGCGGAUGAAACUUAAGUGCUAAGUGAUGAUUGGUUGUGAAUUUUCUUAAUAAAUAUAAGAGAUACAUAUGAAGCAAACAUGGCUGUCUUCGAUAAAAAUGACGAGAAAAAUCUUAAUAAUUAUGACUUAAAUAAAACAAAUGUGACUAAAAAUAGUUUAAGUAAUGAAAAGUCAGAGAAAGUUCCAAAUGAGAAAUCGGAACAAAAUGAUGGAGAUAGCUGGAAAAAGUUGAAUAUAUUUCAAAAGACUAAAAGAAUGUUGUCCUUGAUAACAGUGGAACCAAUAUUGGCUUGUUAUGUUAUGCCAUCCGUCCUUUCUGCCUUGGCAACACAAAAUCUCUAUUUAGAAAAAGCUUGUCGUGUCAACUUACGGUAUGAUCAUCAUAUUUGUGAUGCAUUGACACGAAGAGAGACAUCAAAUUAUACUCUUGAAGAAGAAGCUGUCCAGACGUUGGUUGCAUCUGUGGCUGGCUGGAAAACAGUUUUACAAUCAUUUCUACCAUGUGGAAUCUUAAUAUUUCUUGGAGCAUAUAGUGACAGAGUUGGCCAGAGAAAAUUCUGCAUGAUUUUACCAAUUGUCGGAGAGUUUUUGACAAGCGUAGGAUUGAUCGUGAAUACGUAUUUCUUUUAUGAAUUACCUGUUGAAGUGGCAGCAGUAACAGAGGCUAUAUUUCCCGCUUUGACUGGAGGUUGGUUCACCAUGUUCAUGGGAGUGUUCAGCUAUAUAGCUGACGUGACCACAGAGGAACAGAGGACGUUACGGAUUGGAAUUGUGAAUCUCUUUUAUUCAUUAGGAGUGCCAGUUGGUGCUGCUUUAAGUGGGAUAUUAGUGAGAAAGAUUGGUUUAUAUGGUGUUUUUUCUUUGAGUGCGUCGUUGUACCUGAUUAGUUUUUUCUACGGCUUAUAUAGGAUCAAGGAAGUAAAGAAGACUACAACCACUAAAACAAACGGUUGCUGUGAAUGGCUGAGGUUGUUCUUCGACAUUCACCUGGUGAAGGAGACCCUGAUGGUGGCUUUCAAGCAGGGCCCCAACAACAGGAGGCUGCGCGUCAUCAUGCUGGUGAUAGUGCUGUGCGUUGUUAUCGGCCCUAUUUAUGGUGAAAUGUCUGUGAUGUAUCUAUUUACGAGGUACCGCUUCAACUGGAAUGAGGUGGACUUCAGUAUGUUCUCCACUUAUGCUAUGUGUACUUCAUUAGUAGGAACCUUAUUUUCGGUAGGCGUCUUCAGCCAUUACUUAAAAUUCGACGAUGCCAUCAUCGGAGUCAUAUCUUGCACUAGCAAAAUAUUGUCUGGUUUUAUGUAUGCGUUUGCUACCAAGACUUGGCAUAUUUAUAUAGCUCCUUUGAUUGAGAUAUUCAAUGGAACUUCGUUCAUAGCCAUGCGGUCCAUGGUAUCCAAAUUAGUGGAUAAAGAUGAAUUGGGAAAAGUGAACUCUUUCUUCGGCCUCGCGGAAGCCAUGAUGCCGCUGGUAUACGCGCCCAUGUACACCACGGUCUACACAGCCACACUCAAGAGCUUCCCCGGUGCAUUCUUCCUACUCGGCGGAGGAUUAACUGUACCAGCGGUUGUUAUUUUCUUGUGGUUAUAUUUGGCAAACAAAAAGCAUGGCACACCUACAUACGAUCCCAAAGGACAAGACGAUUCUGUUAUAACCGAAAAACCUGAAAAGAUUGGCGUAGAAAAUAAGGCUUUCCAGGCAGACGAAAAACCAGCGGCUAAGGAAAAACCUCAAAAUCAACAGGAUGUAGCAACAGACAAAGAUGACGUAAAUCAAUCUCAAAUUGAAAUGGGAUUUACUGAAAGUAUGAUGUGUACUAGUAAAUUAUAAGUUUAUAUUCAUAAGAGUAAACUCUACAAAGAUAUCAUUGAAGUGGCUUAUACAUAGUUAUACUGACUUUGAAUAAGUCUCGCCAGAAUAAAUAAUAUAAAACCAGUGGAUGACUACCAAGCCGUCCGAUUAGUUGUUGACAAAAACUUAAAAAUAAAUUAUUUGUUUUUUGAAGAGGUAUGUAAACUCUUAAGUUUUGCUGUAAGCAUCAACAUUAAAAUGUAUAGAAAUAAUUAUACCUCUCAUGAUUUAAAUAGAUGUGAUAUUGUUUUAAAAAUUAAAGUUUAAGUAUGGGUAAUUAUGUAGGUCAAAAUUAGUUUAUGAAAAUUUUGCGUAAAGAGAUUAAGCAGCUGGCAUGUUUUUGUAUCUAUCACAUCCUCAGUGCUUUACGAGAUAUAAAAAAAUGCAUGUAAAAAAGUAAAUGGUUAAUUAAAGAAGACUUUAAAACAUGCCGAAUUGAGCUGUAAACUAAACAGGUUAAUCAAAAAAUAAUUAAAGACUUUCUGGAUAGGCUGUUGCAUAUGUGAAAAGAUAUACCCAUAAAUUUAUCGACAUUAUAGUUUAAUGGCAGCCAUAUCUAACUAAAUGAGUGAAAUUAAAAGAUUAUUAAGUAUAGGAAUAUUAUUUUAAUUGUUGACAGGUUAGGUAGGUACUUAAGUUAAAUAAAUCCUAGUAGCGUUUAGUUAUAUCAACAGUAAUGAGUACUUAUAAGGAUAUAAAAU
Molecule: messenger RNA, 2660 nt
Organism: Amyelois transitella
Lineage: Eukaryota; Metazoa; Arthropoda; Insecta; Lepidoptera; Pyralidae
Product: probable peptidoglycan muropeptide transporter SLC46
Exons: 8
Coding region: 190-1938 (582 amino acids)
Biological process (GO): transmembrane transport
Cellular component (GO): membrane
Molecular function (GO): transmembrane transporter activity
Source: RefSeq, a predicted model, not a curated record